AUGCUGCUGUCCUCCCCCUCGGCGACAGCGCCGAACGCCAGUGGCGGCGGCAGUCGUGGUGCAGCCGCUGGCAACGAGGUUGUCCCACCAACCCCGGAGGUAUCAACAGCGCUUUCCACUGCGCACGCGCAGCUCGUGCUUCUGGAAUACGCGAUCCGGGCCGCUGCCGCCAGCGCUCUCCCUAGUGACGCCUCCGCCCAGUCCCAUCGAAAAACAUCCGAAGGGACGCGCACACUGAACGCAACCGUGGGCUCGCAAAACACUUCGCUUCCCGGGCCUGUACCGGCUGAGUCCAGCUCUCUAACAGGCAUCAUGGCAGCGACGCGGCUCUCCAGUGUGACGGCAACAGCGCCGUCAGGUGCCAGCGAGCGGCUCAGCGCGCUGCACGACAACCUGCGGCGUGUUCGGCGCCUCAUGCAGCAGUACGAGGAGGCCUCGCAGCGCGUCAUCAAGGUACACCUGCUUCCCUCCCCCGAGACGGGCGGGGAGACUCUCGGGUCAGUGACCACGCCAACUGCGCAUGCCGGUAAAAGGGUGAAGGAGGUGAGCCCGCAGCAGGUGAGUGUCUCGGUCGCCAGCAACGGCAAGCCAGCCGCAGACCAGCAGGCCAUCCCCCAGUCCCUGCACCAGCGCCGAGCGCUUGCCAGCGACGCCGUCUUCACGCGCUUCUGCGGGUUGCGCGUCACUCCUGAUCAGCUGCUCCUGCCACUUCAGCCACCAGCGAACGCGGCCACCUCACCUACGCUGCGAGGCAUUGACGAGGACGCUGAGGAGAGAAAGAGCGGGAGCGGGGGUAGCUUGGUGAGCAACUACUCCGAGCCCGUGAAGAGGCGUGGUAGCAACAACAAGACCCGCAGCGGCCAGACGGCAGGUACCCCGAAUGCGAAAACCCAGCACAACUCGACUGCAACCAGCCCCAAGCACUCUCCCUCGUUUCGCACGGCGCAGCAACGGAAGCACAUGAGCGCCGAGGCCGUACUGGAGGAAUACGCGAAGCUCUUCUAUCGCCCCUCCGCCACAGCGGUAUCGCCGCCGGCGACGCCGCGCUCGACGGCCAUCGAGGUGCUGUCGUCGCAGUCACCGGUCGUGGCGGCGGCGGCACCAGCACAUAACACCAAAGCGGGGAACCUGUCCUCAGCAGCACCGGCUGAUGACGGUGAAGUGGUGCGACAGCUACAGGAGAUGCAGCAGCAGUUUGCGGCCCUGCAGCGGUGUCACCUGUUCGCCUACGAGGCACACCUGAAGCCUGCGCAUGCGGCUGCUGAUACCCAGGGCAAUGGCACUGACGUCCGCACCAUCAAAAGAGGAAUGGCCGCUCUUGGGGCAGCGACGAGCGGCGCGCAAGUCAACAAUGUCAGAUGGCAGCACAUACCUGUCGCCGUUCAGCACAUGCAGGACAGCCUCACCGCGCUGCAGACCCGUUUUACGCGUGACUCGCACUACGCCAGCUGCGGCGGACAACCAAUCGUCCUCGUGCAUCAGCUGCAAGCCUGGACGCAGCCGCUGGUCCAGAAUUUGAACGAGCUCCUCUCGAACCUCACCGUGGAGGAGACGGACGAGAAGACGCGCGAGAAGCUGCGGCGCAUGAAAUUUGACGCGGAGGAGCUGCAGCAGGCGCAGGCGCAGGCAAUCUCGAACGGCGAUAUGCAGCGCUCCGAGGAGCUCUAUUACGAGCAGACGUCGCUGGCUGAGGCGAUGGCAGGGCCGUACGACGAGUUGGAGGCGAUAAUGCGGAAGUACGGAGAGGUGUGCGUCGACGCGCCGCUGACGCGCGUGCUGGACCAGCGCGAUCUGCUUACGACGCGGCUGACGCGCGUGAUCGAGGAGUACACGAGCAAACUCUCGGAGGUCACCCUUGAUGCGGAGCGGGUGAAGGAGAAGCGGCGGGCCGUGGCGCAGGCGCGUCAUCGACAGCGCAACAACAUGUCGACGUACAACCACACAUGGAAGAAGGCGUGGCAGACGAACAGCGACCAGCAUAUGGCGUGCUACCGCGCGAUGGAGCAACUGGAGAAGCAGCUGAACGACCUGCGGCAGACACAACGCUUUCUCGUAGAUGACUGGAUCAGCCACAUCACCCAGGAGCGCCAGAGGGAGGAGGACGCGGCAUCCUUUGCGUGCUUCGCAGAUGCCAGGGCAGCCGCCCUCGCUGAGACGCAGCGCAACCUACAGGCAGUUGUCGAAGGCGUGCGCCAGUACAGUGGGGCUGUGCAGUUUAGCUGCCGUCACGUCGAGGCCUUCGUCCGCGAGGUGCUGCAAAAUCAUCUUAGUCAGCUGCAGGUGGCGCUUCGCAAGGACCGACUGGAGCAGUUUCGCGCCCUCUACCUCACGCUCGGCGACCUGCGCUUCAAGAAGGCGCGCAACGCCGAGGAGAUGGAGAAGAAGAUUGAGCACUACACACUGCAGCAGGAGGUUGCCAUGGACGCGCUUAACCCGAAGGCGAAGGAGUUCAGCAAAGCCAAGCAGCGCUACGAGGCCGCGAAGGCCGAGGCGCAGAAGCAGAUUGACCAGCUCGACCAACGCAGUCGACUGCAGCUUGAACGCUUCCGGCCGACAGAGCAGCUGCUUCGCGAAGCUGGGGUGGACUUUGUCUCCCCCGAGGAGGAGCUCGCCAGGCGCAUGCAGGAACGCUCUCAGAAGCUGCUCGAGUACCAGCAACUGAUAGAGGACGGCAUCGGCGUGCGGUCGACGACGACCACCUCGACCGCCCCCUCAUGCUCCCCUCCGACGCUCACCACCGCGGCCACCGUGGCUACUUCAGAGGCAACGGCCUCCUCUGCUCGGGCCGAAAGUGCGAAGGGCCUCCCCGGCACGAGUGCGCCACCGCCGCCUCGACUGCAAGCUGUCGGAUCCCUGCACACCUACCCACGGGCGCCGACCGCGGAGGAAGCGGCCAACCCCACCGCUACCGCUUCCGGGGCCCUUUCUGGGAAAAACAGCCGUCAGCUGCCUCCACUUCGCAAAUUGAGCCGCACCUACCCGCCAUCGCAGCGCACGGAUAACAGCGACGGCGACGAAGCGACCGCGACGACAACAGAGCCCCCGCCGCAAGGUCCGAAUCCGACCUCUGUGGCUGCCGCCCCCACAGCUGCCUCCUUAUCGAGCCUGCACGCGACGGAGGAGCGCAUCAUGCAGAGCAUCUCAAAGAUGGCGGUGCCCGAUCGCAGCAGGACCCGUAACAGCAGCGUCGCUAUUCCCAGUCGAUGGAAGAGAAGCAAGCGAUGA
Messenger RNA from Leishmania mexicana MHOM/GT/2001/U1103, 3225 nucleotides. Its product is annotated as putative paraflagellar rod protein. Gene Ontology annotation, molecular function: calmodulin binding. The transcript has a single exon. Bases 1 to 3225 code for a protein of 1074 amino acids. NCBI's taxonomy places the organism in Eukaryota, Euglenozoa, Kinetoplastea, Trypanosomatida, Trypanosomatidae. The record is from RefSeq and is a predicted model, not a curated record. Gene Ontology annotation, cellular component: motile cilium.